Messenger RNA from Colletotrichum phormii, 1083 nucleotides. RefSeq names its product chaperonin 10-like protein. Gene Ontology annotation, cellular component: mitochondrion. The record is from RefSeq and is a predicted model, not a curated record. The transcript has 5 exons. Gene Ontology annotation, molecular function: oxidoreductase activity. Bases 1 to 1083 code for a protein of 360 amino acids. Lineage: Eukaryota; Fungi; Ascomycota; Sordariomycetes; Glomerellales; Glomerellaceae.
AUGACUUCCUCGAUGUUAGCUGUUACGGCGCCAAGCUAUUGCGAACCGUCCGCAUAUGAGCUCUCCACGAUCCCUCAGCCAGUUGUGACGGAGCCUACUGAUGUAGUAUUCCGUGUCCACGCAGCGAGUAUCAAUCCCGUUGAUGUCAAGAAGGCAGCAGGAGUAUUCAAGCUUGCGGUAAAAGAGACAUUUCCGUACCAAAUCGGUUACGACUGCUCAGGAACCGUAACGGAAGUGGGCACGGAUGUCAAAAGCAUCAAGGUUGGCGAUGAAGUUUACUCGCGGCUACCAGAGGCGAGCCGAGGAGCAUGGAGUGAAUACGCCAAAUGUUCCCAGAACUACGUCACUCUCAAACCCAAGAAUCUCUCUUUUGACGAUGCCGCUUCACUGCCAUUGGCAGGCAUGACAGCCCUGCAAACUUUGGGACGGUACGAGGGAUCGUUAUCAGGCAAGACGGUGUUCAUACCAGCUGGCUUGAGUGGCACUGGCGCGUAUGCGUGUCAGAUCGCUAAGAAUGUCUUUCAUGCCGGCAAAGUGAUCACCACUGUCUCAACAUCAAAAGUAGACAAAGUGCCAGAACUGCUUGGCAAAAACACUGUUGACCAAGUCAUCGACUACACCAAGGAAGACGUCACCAAGGUCAUUUCUCGUGGAUCCAUCGACUUCAUCCUAGACACAACUGGGGAUUCGAUGUCAUUCCUGCACCUCAUGACACCAUCCACGGGUCUGAUUGUCUCUAUCGCUACGCAGCCUUCCGGCACUCAACUUCAACAAUCCAGCGUGAUGAAGAGACCAGAUAACCCACGUCUCCCAUGGUAUGGGCUCAUGGUGUUGAACCUGGUUGAUUCGUAUCGUAGGGCACGCGCAAGACGCUGGGGUGUCAUGUACGAGUACCUGUUCCUUAACCCCAAUGCCAAGGACUUGGAAACUUUGACUCUUCACGCAGAACAAGGAGACAUCCUUCCCGUUGUUGGUUGUAAAGUCGACUUCAAAGAUAUCGACCGCGUGAGAGCAGCGUGUGCAACGGUGUAUAACGGAAAAGGAGGAAUUGGGAAGACAGUGUUCAACAUGAUUGCGAAUUAG